AAUUAAAUUUAACAAUAAAUUGGAUUGAAAUAUAAUACAAAGUACAAAUCAAAUAAACAGAAACUUGCUUGAAACGAAAUAUUUAAAGUACCUAACUAAGAAUAUUUUCCUUGCAAUAAUGAAAAACAAAUAAACUUUUCUCACACACAUAAACUAUACGAAAGCUGUAUUAUAUUCAUCUUAUUUGAGAUUUAAUAUUAUAAUAAGAUAUAGAAAUAUUUUCUAACCCUUCUAACCUUUUCGAAACCGUUUAGAGUUUGUUUUAACUCUGCAGUUUUCGUUCUGUCCUUCACAAAUUUUUUAAUGGCAGAUCAAGAACGAUUGCAGCGAAUAAAAGCCGGUGCAUUUUUAGCAUCUGUUGCUGGAAUAUCAGCAUUUGUGGGAUUUGGAGCUACAUUAUCUGCAGCAAGAAAGUCCGAUCCAAAAUAUUUCAACAAAGGUAUACAGGGUGGUGUAGAAUUAGCUGAUGCAGGAGCUAUACUUGCUAUGAGAGCUCUUGGUUGGGGCACACUUUAUGCAAUAGCUGGUACCUCCUGUUUGUGUUAUGGAAUAUGGAAAUUAUCAGGUGCAAAAGAUCUCAAGGAUUUUCGAGUUAAAAUGGGUAACUUGCUGCCUGUCUUACCAAAAAAUAAUCCACCACAGUCAAGAACUGAAUUUAGUGGACUUAAUGAUUUAUUAACAUACUUAUCAGAAGACUAUGGGAAAAAGAAAUAAAACACAAGCAUGUAUAAAAUAAUUUAUAUUACAAACUUAGAAGUAGAUAAUAAACUAUUAAUUACUUAAA
Messenger RNA from Colias croceus (clouded yellow), 784 nucleotides. Its product is annotated as transmembrane protein 242. Lineage: Eukaryota; Metazoa; Arthropoda; Insecta; Lepidoptera; Pieridae. Bases 304 to 714 code for a protein of 136 amino acids. The record is from RefSeq and is a predicted model, not a curated record. The transcript is spliced from 4 exons.